This is a messenger RNA of Bombus pascuorum, 1176 nucleotides long. RefSeq names its product general transcription factor IIE subunit 2 (gene TfIIEbeta). Bases 95 to 949 code for a protein of 284 amino acids. Gene Ontology annotation, cellular component: transcription factor TFIIE complex. The record is from RefSeq and is a predicted model, not a curated record. Gene Ontology annotation, biological process: transcription initiation at RNA polymerase II promoter. The transcript has 4 exons. NCBI's taxonomy places the organism in Eukaryota, Metazoa, Arthropoda, Insecta, Hymenoptera, Apidae.
AUUAUGCUUUAUGCUUUGGAAUGUGCCUGAAGUGGUAAUUCUGAAAUUAACAUUUGAGAUUUUGACAUUUGUGUAAUUGAAAUUUUAUAAUACAAUGGAUCCAGCAUUGCUUAGAGAGCGAGAGCUCUUCAAGAAAAAAGCUCUUACAACACCAUCGGUGGAGAAAAGAAAGAAGGAACAGGAAAAAGAUACCACGCGAGAUGAGUCAUUCAAAAAAAAGCCAAAACUAUCUAUGUCUAGCGGACCCAAAUUAGACAUGGUUAACUACAAAACCAUGGCAGGCAGUACACAAUAUAAAUUUGGUGUGUUAGCCAAAAUAGUAAAGCAUAUGAAAGCUAGGCAUCAAGAAGGAGAUGAUCAUCCUUUAACGCUAGAAGAAAUCUUGGAUGAAACAAAUCAAUUAGACGUUGGAUCCAAGGUAAAACAAUGGCUUCAAACAGAAGCUCUCAUUAAAAACCCAAAGAUAGAAGUAACUUCGGAUGGUAGAUUUGUAUUCAAAGCUAUGUAUAAGAUUAAAGAUAAAAAAUCUUUACUGAGGUUAUUAAAACAACAAGAUUUAAAAGGUCUUGGUGGAAUACUAUUAGAAGAUAUACAAGAAAGUCUGCCACACUGUGAUAAACAUUUAAAGAGUUUACAAAAUGAGAUAUUAUUUAUAACAAGACCCUUGGACAAGAAGAAGAUCGUGUUUUAUAAUGAUAAAACAGCGCAGUUUCCAAUAGACGAUGAAUUUCAAAAGUUGUGGAGGGCUGUUGCAGUCGAUGCAAUGGAUGAUCAGAAAAUCGACGAAUACUUAGAAAAACAAGGAAUACGAUCUAUGCAGGAUCACGGUCCCAAAAAACCAGCCCCGAUUAAACGAAAGAAACCUGUUAGCAAGAGAAAACAGUUCAAAAAACCAAGAGAUAACGAACAUUUAGCAGAUGUUUUAGAAACGUACGAUGAUACGAAAUAAGUACGAAAUGAUACUCAAAUUUUGUAAAGAAACUAAAUCUAUGACCUAAGUGUUAAAAGAGAGAUAAGAAUGUUUUAUUAUCAUAACUUUUUACGAUCAUUAUGUAAGAGAAAUUGUCUAUUUUGGAGUUAACAUGUUAGUGUUACAUAUCACAGUGAUAUAAUAAAUAAGAAAUAUUUAUUGUCAUAAUUUCAUUUUAAGUACAAAAUAAAUAUAGGUCAAUUAUA